Ornithodoros turicata is the source of this 1383-nucleotide messenger RNA. RefSeq names its product zinc finger protein 678-like. Gene Ontology annotation, cellular component: nucleus. Gene Ontology annotation, biological process: regulation of transcription by RNA polymerase II. NCBI's taxonomy places the organism in Eukaryota, Metazoa, Arthropoda, Arachnida, Ixodida, Argasidae. The record is from RefSeq and is a predicted model, not a curated record. The transcript has 3 exons. Gene Ontology annotation, molecular function: RNA polymerase II transcription regulatory region sequence-specific DNA binding; DNA-binding transcription factor activity, RNA polymerase II-specific. The coding region runs from base 82 to 1383 and encodes 433 amino acids.
AUAAAUGGAAGGUCCCCGGUCGGACCCAAUAGCGGGAACGGAAACGCUAAGAGCAUCGGGCUUUUACUGUGACUAUGUAAUAUGCACUUCCUGGUACUUUUUUUUUUUUUACUCUCCCAGCUUGAACCUUCGGCUGUCAACAUCGAACCUUCUCAACACCUGGCGCAGAAUACUGUCUUCGUAUCGAACACUGAAAGUGGACACACAAGUGGUCGCGAUGGGGUUGACGCAGCUGAACCUUAUAGAUGCUCCACCUGCAAAUCCUCCUUCUCGGACGCCAGUCAGCUGUCGGUGCAUAAUGUCGCCUGCCAUAACGAAGACCUCACGAGCAAGACGGACAAUAAACGCACCAGCGCCAGUACUGAAGACGCUGCCGAAGACGCUGCACUAGCAGGCUUUCCAAGCGAAUGCGUCGUGUGUAGCCAGACAUUCAAAACCUGGCCUGAACUCGGGAGCCAUAUGCAGUCACAUGAUCCCGCACCAACCGAGCCAGACUUCUUCAAGAACUGCCACAUGGCUGACGGAACCAUCCAGUGCAUGAUCUGUGGUGUCGUCACGCCAGACGAAUGUUCUCUCCGCCGUCACUUCGCAACUCACACCAAUGUGCAUCAAUUCUUCUGCCCAAAGUGUCCGUCUAGCUUCAAAACAUCCAGGAGCUUCAUUAGCCACUUCAAGAGAGCUCACACUUCGCUAGCCAGGGUUUACCGAUGCGAACUGUGCAAUUUCACGACCUUGCACCACACCAUUCUACAACAACACAGACAGAAACAUGAUGGCGGCGCCGAAAAAGAACGCUGUGAAGUGUGCUUCAAGGUGGUCUGGAAAACCAGACUCAGGUACCAUUACUUCAUCCACACAGGUGAGAAGACGCACAUUUGCAAAUUGUGCGGCAAAGGGUAUUGCACCGGACCGCAUCUGAAAACGCAUAUUACUUCCAUACACUUGGGCAUCAAACCCAAGUACGAAUACCGAGAUUGUCAAGUGUGUGAUGUGCGGGUGCUUUCCAGAAACUUUGAGUCCCACAUGCGCCGUCAUACUGACGAACCGACGGAUACCUGCUGCAUCUGUGGGAAGCACUUUUACAGCCUCGAGGGGUACACCCUUCAUAUGGAGAGAAUACACGUAGGCAUCAAGGAUCGGAAGUGCCCGGUGUGCCAAAAAGCAUUUUACAGUAUUGGAGACAUCCAUCAACACAUGCGUGUGCACGUGGACGAGAAACGGUUCAAGUGUGAAGUGUGCGCGAAGGCGUUCAAGUGGAAGCAUAAGAUCGGGGACCACAUGAAGACGCACAGCGAGGAACGGCCCUUUAAGUGUGACCUCUGCGGGGAAGCGUUUAAGUGGAAGCAUAAUCUGGCCAAUCACGUGCGAGCCAAGCACAAGUGA